AUGACUGCUACCACUACCCCAGUCUCCAGAUCCAUCACAAAGUCCGUCCUCUCCAGGGAACAAUCCGAGGGUGUCGGCGCCCGUGUCCGUCGAUCCAUCGGACGUCCCGAACUCCGUAACCACGACCCCUUCCUCAUGCUCGAUGAGUUCUCGGUCGACAAGAACGGUGGCUUCCCCGACCACCCCCACCGAGGAUUCGAGACUGUGACCUACAUGAUCGAAGGUCAGUUCCAGCAUGAGGACUUUGCAGGACACAAGGGAACCAUUGGACCUGGUGACUUGCAGUGGAUGACUGCCGGUCGUGGUAUUGUUCACUCGGAGAUGCCUGUCAAGUCUCAGACCCGUGCUCAUGGACUCCAGCUCUGGAUCAACUUGCCCAAGGAGCACAAGAUGUGUGAGCCACAGUACCAGGAACUUCUCGACGGUCAGAUCCCUCGUGCUACUCCCCAGGACGGUGUUGUCGUCAAGGUCAUUGCAGGCGAGUCUCACGGCGUCAAGUCUCAGGUCUACACCCGCACACCCACUAUGUACCUCGACUUCAAGAUGGACAAGAACAAGACCGUCACCCAGAUCAUCCCCUCGACCUACACCGGAUUCCUCUACAUGCUCAAGGGUACGACAUUCAUCGGUGACAAGGAGUUCGAGGGUAAGGCUCACCACACUCUCACACUCUCGGAGGACGGUGCCACAACAGUCAAGAUCCAGACCAAGGAUGAGGACGCACACUUUGUAUUCAUUGCUGGCGAACCCCUGAAGGAGCCCAUUGUUCAGCAUGGUCCCUUUGUCAUGAACUCGUCCGAGGAGAUCUAUGACACCUUUGUCGACUACCAGAACAACAAGAACGGAUUCGAACGAGCCCGCAACUGGCGUUCUACCAUUGCUUAA
Messenger RNA from Linnemannia hyalina, 885 nucleotides. NCBI's taxonomy places the organism in Eukaryota, Fungi, Mortierellomycota, Mortierellomycetes, Mortierellales, Mortierellaceae. The record is from the annotation of a GenBank genome assembly.